AUUUCGUCCUGGGCACAGGGCAGGUAAGACACGCGGGAGAGAACAUAAGAAGAGUGAACACCUUUUUUAGGUGCUCAGCGCAUACCAAGCGGCGAUGCAACAGAUUUGUGCAGUUUUUUAGGUGGAAUAUUUUUGUCCAUUUAUUGGAUCCAUUUUUGGAGGGGGAAUGGCAUGUCUUAUGGCAGCAUUUUCUGUGAAUAACGCCACUGUCACUAACUCCAUCCUAAUGAACACCAAUGGGCCUCCUGAUCUGAUGCUGGACCCCAGGACUGUAUGUGUAUCUCUUGAUGAAGUGGUAUCCAAUCAUUUGAGCAGUCAACAUACUCCAUUAUUAAAUGGGCAUCUCAAGAAAGUGGAGAACAGUCUAACUGAAGCCCAACGUUUUUCCUACCUGCCACAUCGACCAGCAGUUAACAUUGAAUUCAAAGAUGUCAGCUACUCAGUUCCAGAGGGACCAUGGUGGAGAAAGAAAGGUUACAAGACUCUGCUGAAAGGGAUCUCUGGAAAAUUCACCAGCGGCUGCCUGGUGGCCAUCAUGGGUCCCUCAGGAGCUGGGAAAUCUACGCUGAUGAACAUUCUGGCCGGCUACAGAGAGACCGGGAUGAAGGGGGAGAUCUUGAUCAAUGGGCAGCCUCGUGACCUACGCUCUUUCAGGAAGGUCUCGUGCUACAUCAUGCAGGACGACAUGCUUCUGCCUCACCUCACAGUACAGGAAGCCAUGAUGGUGUCUGCUAAUCUGAAGCUCCAGGAAAAGGAUGAGGGCAAGAGAGACAUGGUGAGGGACAUCCUGACGGCCCUGGGCCUGCUUGAGUGUGCGAAAACCCGAACGUCACAUCUAUCAGGGGGGCAGAGGAAAAGGCUGGCUAUCGCCCUGGAGCUUGUCAACAACCCUCCCGUCAUGUUUUUUGACGAACCCACCAGUGGCCUGGACAGUUCCUCCUGCUUCCAGGUGUUGUCUCUGCUGAAGGCCCUGGCCCAUGGUGGCCGCACCGUCAUCUGCACCAUCCACCAGCCCAGCGCCAAGCUCUUUGAGCUCUUCAACAAGCUGUAUGUCCUUAGUCAGGGCCAGUGUAUCUACAGAGGGAAUGUACCUAACCUGGUCCCCUAUCUUAGAGAGCUGGGGCUCAACUGCCCAACGUACCACAACCCUGCAGACUUUGUGAUGGAGGUGGCGUCUGGGGAGUAUGGAGAUCAGACGGCGCGUCUGGUGAAGGCCGUGCAGGAGAGGAAAUGUGAGCAGGUCUACAAGACAGACAUGAACAAUGGACCCCUCAAUCCCUUCCUGUGGCACAAAUCAUCUGAGGAGGACUCCUCUUCCAGUGAGGGCUGCCACAGUUUCUCGGCCAGUUGUCUGACUCAGUUCUGCAUCCUGUUCAAAAGGACGUUUCAAAGCAUUAUUAGAGAUACGGUGCUGACUCACCUAAGAAUCUGCUCUCACAUUGGAAUUGGGAUUCUGAUUGGCCUGCUCUACCUGGGCAUCGGCAACGACGCCAAGAAAGUGCUCAGCAACUCUGGCUUCCUCUUCUUCUCCAUGCUCUUCCUCAUGUUUGCUGCUCUAAUGCCUACUGUUCUGACCUUCCCUUUAGAGAUGGGAGUUUUCCUAAGAGAGCACUUGAACUACUGGUACAGUCUGAAGGCUUACUAUCUGGCCAAGACUAUGGCGGACCUCCCCUUCCAGAUAGUGUUCCCAGUCGCCUACUGCAGCAUCGUCUACUGGAUGACGUCCCAGCCGCCUGACGCUGUGCGUUUCAUCCUUUUCUUGGCCCUGGGAGUCCUCACCUCUCUCGUGGCUCAGUCUCUGGGCCUGCUAAUAGGAGCGGCUUCCACCUCUCUACAGGUUGCCACGUUUGUAGGUCCGGUGACUGCCAUACCCGUACUGCUUUUCUCUGGCUUCUUCGUCAGUUUCGACACAAUUCCGUGGUAUCUUCAGUGGAUGUCAUACAUUUCAUAUGUCAGGUAUGGCUUUGAAGGUGUCAUCCUCUCCAUCUAUGGCCUGGACCGGGAGGACCUCCACUGCAACAAGGAUGAAACAUGCCAUUUCCAGAAGUCGGAGGCCAUCUUGAAAGAGCUUGACGUGGAAGAUGCCAAACUGUACCUUGACUUCAUAGUGCUCGGCAUGUUCUUUGUGAGCCUCCGACUCCUCGCAUACUUUGUGCUGCGCUAUAAGAUCAGUGCAGAGAGGUAGACUGGAGAGUGGGGGUAGGAGGAAGAAGGCCUAGAUCGCUUGCAUGCUGGAAUACCGCUUCUGGAGACCUCCAGGCAGUGACCAGAAACACACCAUGCACACUGCAGAAAUUAUGGGUACACUAUGUGGCGGUGGCACGAAAGGGCUGGAUUUUGACACUUGACUGGCCAAUCAGAACAUUCUCCAUGGCUAAAUAUGUGGUUGCUUUACAGUCUUUUAUGUUUUGCAUUAUCAUCAACGCCAAUUUGAAUGUCAGUCCGCUAUAGCCUAGUUUGUUAAAUAGCCUAUAGAAACAAACUAACUAAAUGUAGGCCUACCCAUCUUUCCUAAAUAUAUUGAACAUGUUGGCAGUCCACAUUGCUCUAUCUAAUUGCAUUGCUUCAAUAUGGAAAUAUAUUAUUAAACAUAGCAUUCACACUGAUAUGAGCUAGGCCUACUGUAAAUGUCAUUAUGGCUGAGCCAUGGACAUACCAAACGUUGUCAAUAAGCAAGAUGUAAUUCACUAUUGAUGAGGCCUAAAAAGAGUGAAUCAUUCUAAUCAAAUUCUAAUCAAAAGAAAAAGUUGUUUUAAGUAGGCUAUGUCUAAAUACAUGUUUAAAUGUUUUGUAGUAAACAAGUGUUUCCAAUGACAUCAUCAACCAAUUAGUAGACCAUUAGUAGGAAAUGUUUACUCACAAUUGGUCAAAAUCACAUUAUGCACACCGAUGAUGUCAUUGGAAACACUUAUCUUCCUCUAUCUUUUUUUUACAACAAAACAUAGAAACUCACCAUUUUCACAUGUUGAUGUUGGGGUGAUGAUGAAUAUGAAGUUGGAAAAAAUGUGGUGUUUCCCUUUAAGGGUAGACUACAGGAUGGCUUGGUUUAUAAUCAUAUGAAACGGAAAACAAGCAAUUGUUACAGGAAAAUAAGUUCUAAAGGGUCACCAACAUUAUCUCAUCUCUCCUUUCAUGAUGGGCAUAUGGACACAAGUAGCCUGCGUGGAGUUUUUUUUUUACGCACGUCCAAAACGGGAGCUGGCUAAAAUUACAUACAUACAUACAUACAUAUAUAUAUAUUAUAUAAGGGGAUGUCCACUUAAUGUUUUUUCUGUUUUUCUGCUCCCAAACGUUCAUUUUUAAUUAAGCUUUGUUGGUUAAGAUGUAUUUCAAAGCGGUCUCACUAGCGAAACCCUUUAUUGUUAGGCUUGGCCACUUGGCGAACGCAUUGGGCAGGACAAAACAACUGCCUUCAUUGAGAGGAAGGGAGGAUUAUGCAAAAUGUUUAAUCAAAUGAAACCAAAUGAGAAAACAUAUCCUCUCUUCUUCCAUGAGUAUAAGGGUCACAGCUGGAUAGGUUGCGCUUCAGCUCACAAAAUCCUUGCCAUUACCAACCGCAAAGACCGGCUUUUCAUUGGUCUUAAACCUGGAGAGCCAGUUAACCACCGCCAUACCUGGCAUUCCAACUUCCACCAGGACACAAUCACAGAGAAGAGAAUCUAAUUGUGUGCCCAGUGACACCAGCGUGCAGCAGGGGCUCCCCUCUCUGGUGGCGAAUUAACCGGUGUCUCCCGAUAUGCGCUGCAUGAAAUUGUCACUUUUGAACUUGUUUUCAAGGGCACGCCUAAAAUAUUUACACAGCGCAAGCAACCUGAUAUUAGACUGAUGCGCUGCUGAACCUGGCACAUGGGGUGGAAAACGCCAAAGCGACAGUUUUUACAUGCUGAAUUUGUGCGUUUGGCACUUGUGCCGCGUAGCUCCAGCCGAAAAUAGAGCUUAUUCUCUUUUGAUAGGUUUGCUCCCUGUGAAAAGGAAAUGAUAUGACCUCAUGGCAUCUUGUCAAUAUACAUGGCUUUCAUUUGUUUACCAUAGUGAGAGGAACAUGCACUGGCCACAUGUGUAAACCUAAAAAAUAUUGGAAUGAAUAGCAAAGGAAUGCAUUAAAGUGAUAGUUCACCCAAAUUAAAAAAUUACAUUGGUUUUCUUACCCUGUAAGUAGUCUAUGGACAAGUUAAGACAGCAAUCCAUGCUUUGGUUUUGUUUAUUGGACCACUGUCUCCAAAUGCUAACUUUUUAGCAUUCAUGUCAUAAUUUCAAUAUGUCGUUAGGGUGAACUAUCCCUUUAAAUUGUGAAUUAGGCAUUAAAACGAUGUACAGGUUGCAUAACAUGACAGCAGAACUGCAUGAAACAAAUUAAGCUGCUUAAUCUCUUUAGUGGUUUACUUAUAUGGCCUGAAAAAUAUACUUUAUAUAUUUUUAAUUAAAUAUCAGACAAUUUCAUACUGCCUUUGACAACCUAAGAUUAUAUUCUCAUCAUCUGUAAGGUUCUACUGACGACAGGGUUGGGGUCAAAGUAUUAUUGAAUUGGAAUUUGAGUUAACUUCCCGAAUUGACCGACUUCAAUUCGAAUUGACCGACUUCAUUUCGAAUUGACCCCAACCCUGACAGACAAACACUCCGCUGGACAUAGUCAUGGUUACAACACACCAUCCAUAUGCAUUAAAACAUAUGGAACCAGCUGCACAUUGGAACUAAUAAUGUUGAUUCAAUUGCACGUCAAUAUUGAUUAUCAAGCCUAUAUUCAAUUCCAUAAUUACUUCACAUCAAGAAUCAUGUACAUUUUCUGAAAAGUGUUGGCCUAGAAAGUAUGAUUAAUUUUUUUAAACUUGAAAACAAAUGACACACUCUACAUAAUGUGAUACUGCAAAUAUCAAUGCAAAACCUUUUGUAAAACAUGAUAAUAUGCUUUUGUAGAUUGGUAUGUUUUUGUCAUUACUUUAUUUUGUGUUGCAAUAUUUCACACACAGAGGUUGAAACUAAUAAAACACUGCAGAGGAAA
Oncorhynchus kisutch (coho salmon) is the source of this 4999-nucleotide messenger RNA. RefSeq names its product ATP-binding cassette, sub-family G (WHITE), member 1 (gene abcg1). The record is from RefSeq and is a predicted model, not a curated record. Gene Ontology annotation, cellular component: plasma membrane. Gene Ontology annotation, biological process: transmembrane transport; cholesterol efflux; cholesterol homeostasis. The transcript is spliced from 15 exons. The coding region runs from base 167 to 2185 and encodes 672 amino acids. Gene Ontology annotation, molecular function: ABC-type sterol transporter activity; ATP binding; ATP hydrolysis activity. NCBI's taxonomy places the organism in Eukaryota, Metazoa, Chordata, Actinopteri, Salmoniformes, Salmonidae.